Molecule: messenger RNA, 1962 nt
Organism: Protopterus annectens (West African lungfish)
Lineage: Eukaryota; Metazoa; Chordata; Ceratodontiformes; Protopteridae
Gene: NMT1
Product: N-myristoyltransferase 1
Exons: 12
Coding region: 43-1503 (486 amino acids)
Biological process (GO): N-terminal peptidyl-glycine N-myristoylation
Cellular component (GO): cytoplasm
Molecular function (GO): glycylpeptide N-tetradecanoyltransferase activity
Source: RefSeq, a predicted model, not a curated record
UACGUCAUCAAGAGUCUCGGGAGUCCCGCUUCCUGAUUAAAGAUGGCUGACGAUAGUGAGACAGCACCGACUGGCUUGGAGGAUCAUGAUCAUGAGCAUUGUAGCGACUGCGAAAAUGAAGGAGAGCACAUGCACAAUAGCGGACUCAGAAGUCCAGAUGAGACUGGGGCUAAAAAGAAGAAAAAGAAACCAAAAAGAAAGAAGGAGAAAGGAGAAGGAAAACAGGAUUCAACCUCUGAUAAUCCUGUGAAGGUGAACCCUUUGCCAGUUGAGAAGAUCCAGGAAAUCCAGAAGGCUAUAGAACUGUUUUCAAUAGGACAAGGGCCAGCAAAAACCAUGGACGAGGCUAAAAAACGUAGUUACCAGUUCUGGGAUACACAGCCAGUACCAAAACUAGGUGAUGUAGUAUUGACACAUGGCUCGAUUGAACCUGAUAAGGACAACAUUCGUCAGGAACCAUACAGCUUGCCACAGGGUUUCAUGUGGGAUGCCCUGGAUCUGGGAGAUUCUUAUGUGCUGAAAGAACUUUACACCCUGCUGAAUGAAAACUAUGUAGAAGAUGAUGACAAUAUGUUUCGAUUUGAUUACUCGCCAGACUUUUUGUUGUGGGCCCUCCGACCUCCAGGCUGGUUGCGACAGUGGCACUGCGGAGUCAGAGUCAUAUCAAAUAAGAAACUUGUAGGGUUCAUUAGUGCAAUCCCAGCCAACAUCCGCAUCUAUGACAAUGUAAAGAAGAUGGUGGAAAUCAAUUUCCUUUGUGUUCACAAGAAACUGAGAUCCAAGCGGGUGGCACCCGUUCUUAUUCGUGAAAUCACACGAAGAGUAAACUUGGAGGGAAUAUUUCAAGCUGUUUACACUGCAGGAGUAAUUCUUCCAAAACCUGUAGGAACUUGCAGGUACUGGCACAGAUCACUUAAUCCUAGAAAAUUGGUAGAAGUGAAGUUUUCUCACUUGAGUCGAAACAUGACUAUGCAACGUACCAUGAAGCUCUACCGGUUACCAGAGACUUAUAAAACUUCUGGGUUAAGGACAAUGGAAAACAAAGACAUACCUAUGGUGCACAAGCUACUGACUGAAUACUUGAAACAAUUUCAUUUAACACCAGUCAUGAGCAAAGAUGAGGUGGAACACUGGUUUCUGCCCCGUGAAAACAUCAUUGACACUUAUGUAGUAGAGAAUGGAAGAGGGGAGCUAACAGAUGUUUUGAGCUUCUAUACCCUUCCUUCAACAAUCAUGAAUCAUCCAGUCCACAAGAGCCUGAAAGCAGCAUAUUCUUUCUAUAACGUCCAUACCAAAACACCAUUAGCUGACCUUAUGACUGAUGCCCUUAUUCUGGCAAAGUUGAAAGGUUUUGAUGUUUUCAAUGCACUGGACCUGAUGGAAAAUAAAACAUUUCUGGAGAAGUUGAAGUUUGGAAUUGGUGAUGGAAACUUACAAUAUUACCUUUAUAAUUGGAGGUGUCCGCCCAUGGGACCUGAGAAGGUUGGACUUGUGCUUCAGUAGUAAGUGUCCUCCAGAAAAAAUGGAAUAAAGCCACUGAGACAUCUGAAGAAAUUAACUGCUGCUGUUUCAGCUCCAGAUUCUCCCCUGGAAACAUGGAAACACACAGGAGGCAGCAGAUGACUUCAUAUGUAAAAACAAUAAACAGAUGUAUGCUGACUUUUGAGUGUAUCAUACUGCAUAGUGUAUGCUGCGCCCUUAAAAUUCACGCUGUUAUCAGUCCAGUGUAUUCUAAGACAGCUAUAUCCAAAUGUGUGGAGAAUGAAACCAGACCGUACUGAUAACCAAUUUUCGUGGGCAGGUAACCAAGCAAGCAGGUUGGUUGCCAAAAAAGUGGUAUAUAUUUUCUUUCUCAUCUCUUUUCAUAAAAAGAGAGUAUUGAAGAUUGUUGAAGUUGCACUGUCCCCAUGUUGUGAGGCCUCCCUGGAAAACUACUAAAUAAACUUUGGUGUAAACCAAGGA